GAUUCUAUAAGUGAGCUGGGAAGGUAGGAGACGAGAGAGCGGCUACAAUGACUUCAGCAGUCCUAGUGGACAUCCGAGAUGAAGUCACCUGCCCUAUCUGCUUGGAGCUCCUGACAGAACCCCUGAGCAUAGAUUGUGGCCAUAGCUUCUGCCAGGCCUGCAUCAUAGGAAACAGUGACAAUUCAGAGCUGAGCCAAGGAGGGAGGGGCAGCUGUCCUGUGUGCCGGACCGCCUACCAGCCCGGGAACCUCCGUCCUAAUCGGCACCUGGCCGCCAUAGUGAAGAGGCUUAGAGAGGUUGCUUUGGGUCCCGGAAAACAGCUCGAGGUCAUUUUUUGUGCACUUCAUGGAGAGAAACUCCAGCUCUUUUGCAAGGAGGAUGGGAAGUUAAUUUGCUGGCUUUGUGAGCGAUCUCAGGAGCACCAUGGUCAUCACACAUUCCUCAUGGAGGAGGUGGCCCAGGAGUACCAGGACAUGUUCCAGGAGUCUUUGAAGAAGCUGAGGAGGGAGCAGCAGGAAGCUGAGAAGCUAAAAGCUCUUAUCCAAGAGAAGAGGGAUUCCUGGAAGAGUCAGGUGGAGCCUGAGAGACACCGGAUCCAGGCAGAGUUUAACCAGCUCCGCAGCAUCCUAGACAGGGAGGAGCAACGAGAACUGAAGAAACUGGAAGUGGAAGAGAGGAAGGGGCUGAACAUCAUAGAAAAGGCGGAAGGCGACCUGAUCCACCAGAGCCAGUCACUGAAAGACCUCAUCUCUGACCUGGAGCACCGGUGCCGGGGCUCCACAGUGGAGCUGCUGCAGGAUGUGGGUGAUGUCACAAAAAGGAGUGAGUUCUGGACCCUGAGGAAGCCCCAAGCUCUCCCCACCAAGCUGAAAAGUUUGUUUCGAGCCCCGGAUCUGAAGAAGAUGCUGCGAGUCUUUAGAGAGCUGACAGACGUCCAAAGCUUCUGGGUGGACGUGACUCUGAAUCCACAGACGGCUAAUUUAAAUCUUGUCCUGUCGAAAAACCGGAGACAGGUGAGGUUUGUGGGUGCUAAGCUGUCCGAGCAAUCCAGUCUGGAAGAACAUUAUGACUGUAGUGUCCUGGGCUCUCAGCACUUCUCCUCAGGAAAAUACUACUGGGAAGUGGACGUGACCAAGAAGACGGCGUGGAUCUUGGGUGUAUGCAGUACCCCCGUGGAACCCAUGUUCUCUUUUAACCAGUACUCCAACAAGCAGGGUGCCUACUCCAGGUAUCAGCCGCAGAAUGGGUACUGGGUGAUCGGGUUGCAGCGUAAGCACGAGUACAGAGCCUAUGAGGACUCCUCCCCAUCCCUGCUCCUCUCCAUGACGGUACCACCUCGACGCAUAGGGGUUUUCUUAGACUAUGAGGCUGGCACGGUCUCCUUUUAUAAUGUCACAAACCAUGGCCUGCCCAUCUACACCUUCUCGAAGUAUUACUUUCCUACUGCCCUUUGUCCGUAUUUUAAUCCCUGCAGCUGUGUAGUCCCUAUGACCCUGCGGCGCCCAGCUUCCUGAGGUCCGCUACCCCUUCCCAUAAGUAAGCAGAUUCCCUCAAAGAUGAAUUUCCUCUCUGAGCCGCUGUUCUCUGUGUUCUCCUAGUAGGACACCGACCAUUUUUGUUAGUGAGCGCCCUUGACCCAUCUCAUGGGAAAGUGUUUUGGGUUUUAUGUAUUUUGCUUUUGGGUUGUUUUGUUUUUUGUUUUU
Arvicanthis niloticus (Nile rat) is the source of this 1703-nucleotide messenger RNA. Its product is annotated as tripartite motif-containing protein 6. NCBI's taxonomy places the organism in Eukaryota, Metazoa, Chordata, Mammalia, Rodentia, Muridae. The record is from RefSeq and is a predicted model, not a curated record. Gene Ontology annotation, molecular function: zinc ion binding; protein binding.